ACUUUAAUCAUUUCAUUUCUGACUGAAAUGAUUGCAUAGGGUCAUGUUUACUGUAGAAGGAGGUGUUCGGAGAGCUAUGACACGAUAUUUGUUGGCCUCCCUGCCGUGGGUAUAUGGUCAAAGUUGUUUCGCAGUUUGGGCUUAGUCGAGCACAUGUAGUGGACGAGGGUAGUUGCGUUGCUAGCGGCGGUCGUCUGAUAAGCCAUAUUGAUAAAAUGCAGCAAACGGAUAAGUCUGGCUUCCCACGCCUCUUUUACUCAAGCUUAAUCGACGCCAAGGAUGACAUCGAGGAUAGACUCGACAAAGCCCGUACCAUUUUACAACGCUUGGUUGGCGUGGGUUCAGAACGUGAAGCUCAUGAUGCCCUUCAAAAUGCUGUAUGUCGCGACAAAAGUACACACGAUGACAUUUCCUUAGGACUUCUUGCAAAUAUAUUAACGGAUGCUAAUUCUGCACAAAAAUGUUUCCGGGACCUCACAUUUGUAACUCGGGACAAUAUGGCAGUCGUAGUAGAUACACUGGUGAUUAUUGCGACAGAUAAAUACCAAAAGUUGACUGAUGUGUCGAGAUCACAGCUAAUUUGGGUUGUAAAAGAAUUAGUAAGAGCCAGCAUGGUUAGUGCGGAUCUUUUAUGUUGGAGCGUGCUGAGGCAAAUUGCUGGGGGAGAUAUAACAAAUAGGAACCUGUGGCUGGCAGAGAAUAUGCUGGAAACGCUGGUGGAAAAUCGAACAUGGUUGGAAAAAUUUCCAGUUCUAAUUGGUUCCGUGAUAUUUACGUAUCUUCGCAUUCUUGAGGAUCAUUUCCCGAGUCAUCUUAGUAAUCUCAGACAGAAAGAAGUCAACUUUGUAGUCAGCUUAAUCCGAGACCACUUUGCCAGUGUGAUUAUGAAUCCGGUUCUUGGAAUGGGCCGUGAUUUUGUCCGACUUCUUCAAGGAGUAUCCAGAAUUCCUGAAAUACAGGGCGUCUGGGUGGAUCUCUUUUAUAAUCCAAAAUCUAUAUCACCACAUUUCACAGGGGUUUCUCAACUUUUGAACAUUAGGACAUCCAGAAAAUUCCUCCAGAGCAGACUGACUCCAGAGAUGGAGAAAAAAAUUUUCUUCCUCACUAAUAAUACAAAGUUUGGAAUGCAUAAGCGAUAUCAAGAAUGGUUUCAACAUAAAUUUUUGGCAACCCAAGAAUCUCAAACACUUCGGGCUGAUAUAAUUAGAUUUAUCGUGGGAGUUAUUCAUCCACCAAAUGAGAUUUUAUGUUCGGAUAUCCUCCCUAGAUGGGCAGUUAUUGGAUGGCUGCUAACAACAUGUACCAGCCCAGUGGCUGCCGCAAAUGCUAAACUUGCUUUAUUUUUUGACUGGCUCAUUUUUGACCCCGUGAAAGAUAAUAUCAUGAAUAUUGAACCAGGAAUUCUUGUCAUGCACCAUAGUAUCAGACCACAUUUAGCUAUUACCGCAACGCUUAUCGACUUUUUAAUCCGGCAAAUUACUGAAUUUUGGCCUGACGGCUCGGAUAAAAUCAAGGAAGGUAUUGGCUCAGCUUUCCGAACAAUUUUAGAAAAGAAAGUGCUUCAAUCGCUAGAUCCAGUGUUAGAUAAUCCCAAGUUAGAACCAGAACUAAGAAAUUCGAUACAGGACGUCUUAAUUCCACUAUUCAAAAGAGGAGAUUCUGGUGAUCCAAAUCAACAACUUGGUAAUAACGGCAAUGGAGUUAUUGGUGGUGAAAUUAGGACAGGCGAUGUGGCCGAAUCCCUUAGUCUUAACUACAGUGAUAGUGAAAGCAGUAGACUAGAAAAUAAUUCAAACAAUGAAGUGAAUCAUAUUAGUAAAGUAAAAUCUGAGCCACAACAACAGCCUUCAUACUCAGUUCCAAUAGUGGACUUGGAGUUUAGUGACGACGACGAUGAUAAUGAUAAUGACGAUCAAGAGGAUAAUGAAAAAGACGAGGAUGACCCCAUUGGAAUUAAACCAAUUCUUAGCAGCGGUUUGCUGUCUAGAGGAAGCCCAACCACUAGCGUCAGCGUGGAAGAAGCCGAGAGGUCCAAAAUAUUUGAUCUUGUACAAACGCUACCUACAAAUCUCAGGAUUCCAUUGGAAUCCAUGCUAAGCAACCCUACCAGUGAUAAGACAGAUAAUUUAGAUGAAGUUCUCGAAGAAUGUUCUUCCGUCCAAAUCGAAAAAGAACAGAGAGAAGCGGUGGUUAAAGCUCUAAUAUAUAUUUAUAAAAGUGAACUCCUUUCUCCUUGCGUCAACGAAGAAGAAAACUCCUUAAUAGAUGAUAACGUAUGUGCAUCGCCGGUGAUUGAAAUUCUUCAACCUUUACUUCAGUCUAAACCGUCUGAUAAGACUCUAAAAUCUAAAAAUUUACUACGAAUCCUGACUGACAUUGUCCAUGCAGUGCCUAGAAUUGGUUACAAAAUUUUACUUAUACUAAAUCAAUUAGCUGACAACCCAGACGGACCUGCUGGGAAAGAUGAGUAUUAUCCAACGCUCUACAAAAAUUUAUGUAUUUUUCGGGGUAUAAAAUUGGAACAAGCGUUGAAUCAUGAUGUGAAAACUUGCUGGGAAACGGAACCAGUUGCUGUUGGGUUUCUAUGUCCUAUAAUUUAUGACUGGUACUCUGCAGAGUCUGUAGGAUCUACUGAUAUUUUAAGAUUAGUCGUUUCUACAAUUGAUUCAUCACAACUUCAGGAUAUAGUUUGGAGGGUGGCCCAAGGGGAUUUCAUUAUGUUGGACACACCAGACAUGUUAAAUACAAUAACCAAAACAUUAGAAUGGGAAACCUGGGAACAACACUGCGUUUGGACAAUUUUAGCAGCACAUCAGUUUGAAAUAGACGAUUAUCUCCCAGUUAUACCAAUUUUAGACUAUAAGAACAAUGCAGAAGCCCUGACAGCUCUCUUCCUUAAACUCAAAAGCGAAAAGCCUUCCGACAAAAUAUUGGGGCCUUGUUUGUGUAGAAAACCUAAUUCGAAGGAUCGUUUUAUUAUGGCCCUGUUGAUAUGUUGGUCUGAAAAUGAAAAGGAUAGCCUGGCUGAGGUUUUAACUGCCCUUCUGGUCAAGGCCUAUGGUUCACCUGUCAAACGAAAACGUGGCGUAACUGGUGCGGGUCGUGGUACAUCGAGUCCAGCUGCUGGUCCAGCUACUCCAAAUAUUGAGUACGUUUUAGCACACUUGGAUUUGCUAAGGGUCCAAAUUGAAGAUGGUGGAGUCUUCAACACGGACACAAUGCAAGCUGCCCUCCUUCAAGUACAAAGUUGGGUAACCGACACUCAAAGGAACAAAUACAAAGAUCUGCUGGCGUUGGCAGCCAUAGAAGAAUCUUCAGAAAUAAAAGAGUCGCGCUCUGUCGUUAAACGGCCGGCCACGGGAAGAAAACUUCCGGGGUCUCCAACUAGUGCUGGAAGCGGAACGACGGGUAGCAAUAGUGGUGGUGGUAGUAGUGCUACCAGUUCUGGAGGUGGUGGAACGAGUGGGAACUCAACUAGUGGCGGUGGUUCAUCGACCACAGGGGCCCGAUCUAACUCUAAUCUUUCGCGAACCAGAAGUGGACGAACACGUCAAACAAUGAAGGAUGACAGCGACUCAUCCAGCAAUGACGACGACGACGAAAUUAUACCUCAACCAAGAAAUGCCAAAAAACGUAGAAAAACAACUGCUUUCAAUUCUGACAGCGACUAGUAGGUUGCAGUAUUUGCAUCAUUACUUAUCUUACCUGUAUUCUUGCAUGAUUAACCUGUACGUUAUGCGUACAACCAUUCAGCCUAGGACUUUUUUCAAGGUAUUUUUUUUAUCAUUGCCGUGUUAGUAUUAAUCACGUAUGUGUAAGUAUACGCAAGUUUUAUAACUUUAAACUUUAUCUUACGACUAUUGUUAAAUCUAUUUAAUUAUACAAUUCUCUCAUUUGAGCCAACGACAUCAUAUAUAAUGUAUCACUCCUUGAUUACUGUUACCUUUAUUGUUGUUCUUCAGAUGAAUACAGUGCAAAGACCAUUUUAUAAAAACCUAUUACGGAGUUCAUAAUAUACGACAUUCGUGAUUUAAUAUGACGUCCACUCCACCAUACAUUUAAAAAUUAUGGAUGUUGA
Messenger RNA from Folsomia candida, 4078 nucleotides. RefSeq names its product integrator complex subunit 3 (gene IntS3). The coding region runs from base 114 to 3671 and encodes 1185 amino acids. Gene Ontology annotation, cellular component: cytoplasm. The transcript has 22 exons. Lineage: Eukaryota; Metazoa; Arthropoda; Collembola; Entomobryomorpha; Isotomidae. The record is from RefSeq and is a predicted model, not a curated record.